Messenger RNA from Trichosurus vulpecula (common brushtail), 1198 nucleotides. It is a transcript of the gene LKAAEAR1, whose product is annotated as LKAAEAR motif containing 1. Bases 1 to 471 code for a protein of 156 amino acids. NCBI's taxonomy places the organism in Eukaryota, Metazoa, Chordata, Mammalia, Diprotodontia, Phalangeridae. The transcript has 3 exons. The record is from RefSeq and is a predicted model, not a curated record.
AUGACCGCAUUUCUGAAAAAGCACCCAGAUGUUUUGCUGCACAGGGACCUGAGUGCCUUAACUCCAGCCGAGGCAAAGCGCUACUUGCUUUUUGUGGAACCUAAGAAAGUUGACAACAGAGGCAUACUCCCCCGUGAUUCGACAGAUAGCAUGAGCAGCAAAGGCUGCAGGCAGUGGGAGCUGCCUGCGGAGCCAGAAAUGGAGCAGCGAAACCGCCUCUUUGGAGUGCUGAAGGCUUCUGAGGCUCGAAGCCGAGUCCGAGCGCUACGACUCCGAUAUACACGGAUGAGGGCUGAGGAGAUAAAGCACCUGAUUAGCAGGCAGAAAACAGCCCGGGCAGCAAUCCGACUUGAAAUAUUCCUGCCCCCUCGUCUGAACCCCACGAAGAUCCCGGACUGUUUGGACAGACGUGAGAGGCACCGAGUAGAGGCCAUCCUGCAAGAAGACAACAUCCAUCCACUGUUCAGAUGAUGUGGAGGAAUCAGCUAGGAAUCAUUUUCGCUUACAAACUCUGGACCAAAAAGAAAAAGAAAAAAAAAACAAGAGAGAAGAAUUCUUUCCACCUGAGACUCUUUUAUCUUCUAUCACAGUAUUCCCUGAUAGCAUGACUAAGACUCUAAUUUUGUGACCAUAAGUUGGAUACGUGGGUCAGGUAUAUGCCCACAUGCUGGCUUCACCACCACACAAACAAGCCUCCUUGGCCCAGAUAAGAUUACAGACACACAUAAUGGAUAUAGGCACCAGGCAUACUUUGCUGGAAUCUAGAUCAAAAAUGCUGUUAAAAAAAACACAUGAAUUUCAUCAGAAUAUCUGACAAAGUCUUUUAUACCAUUGUUAUGGAUAAGGAGGCAAGAUAAGGGCUAAAUGACUGUCCCAAACUAAAUUUGGAACUAAUCAAAUGACUGGACCCAAAGAGCAGUCCAUCUGAUGGAAAGUCUUAAAAGAAGUAUUCUAGCAAUCAAUCCUGGGUCUUGUACUAUUCAAUAUGAUUAUUAGUGACUUGAGAUGAGCUAAAGCUGAGAAAGAUAGGUAACAGGUUGGAUGCCAGAAUCCAAAAAGAGCUCCACAGGCUAGAAUGAUUGGGCCAAAACUAAUGAGAUGAAGGUUAAUAGAGAUAAAUGUAAAUUCCGACACAAGUUCCAAAAGAUCAAAUACACAAAUCCAGGAGUAGGGGGAAACUUUUCUAUACAACAGUUCA